Molecule: messenger RNA, 1902 nt
Organism: Symbiodinium sp. CCMP2456
Lineage: Eukaryota; Dinophyceae; Suessiales; Symbiodiniaceae
Source: the annotation of a GenBank genome assembly
AUGACCCAGAAAUGUGGAGGGCGCAUCCUUACCGAGGAGGAGGUUCACUGGAAUGUUUUGAGAGCUCUUGACCUGGAAGAGAAGAAGGAGCUGAGACGCCUCGGGAAGGAAUACGAAGAGCGCAGCAAGGACGAAGCAGUGGAUAACAUCUGUGGCGAGAAUGGCGUGCCGGUUCCUGAAAUGGACGCAAUCGUCCUGAAGAACAAGACCAGCGCCACCAAUUCGCUGUCCCAGACAGAGUGGCUGUCCAUGGAGGCAGCGAUGCCCGCGGAAGAGCGGCAGACGCAUCGCAACCUCCAGAUUUUCUUCAUGGAGCGGGCGAAAGCCGCCGGCGUCAAGGAGAAAGAGGAGGAGGAGGAGGAAGAAGAUGAUCCCGAGAUGCUCGCUCUCAUCGAGAACGGCGGCGAUGCUCCGGAAGGAGGCGAUGCUGCAGAGAGCGACGACGAGGAUCCGCGAGACACGGCGCGGAAGAAGCAGGAGGAGGAGGACAAGGAGGCGGUAGGGACCGUCGAGAAGCAGAAGAACUGGAGUUCUGUGAACUUGGCUUUUCAGGAGUCCAAGUUGAACUACCGGGGUAGCUUCUCCGCCUUGUCCUUCACCAACUGGCUGUGGUACAGGGUCGUCCGACCGAAGUUGGAAGAGACCAAGUCGAAGAUGGUGGAGCUCAGCGACGAGGAGCUCGAGAAAUACGGCAUUCCGGAUGUCGAGGAAGUCCUCGGCGAGUUUAUGCCGGCUCAGAAGAAGAAGGAGGAGGAAAAAGACAAGAAAGAUAAAAAGGACAAGAAGGACGACAAGGACAAGAAAGAUAAAAAGGACAAGAAAGAGGAGGAUGACAAGAAGGAUAAGAAGGACAAGAAAGACGCCAAAGAUAAGAAAAAGAAGAAAGAUGCGGUGCAGCUCAACCAGAAAGAGAAGCUGCAGGUGCAAAACCUGAUCAAGAACAUGAUCUACGGAGAGUCCGGCAAGAACAAGACAAUCACAACCGGAUGGGUGAACUUGGUGGAUGAGAAAGACAUUCCCAGGUUGACUCCCUGGGAGUUCCAGCUGGCGCACAUCAUGCGAACGUCCAUGGCGCUGGAGUACAGCGCCAAGAAGAAGAAGGAGGUUCCCGACCUCAAUCUCUACUACGAGAUGUGCCAGUCCUUGGCCGACGCCAUCGGCCUCAUCAAGAAGCAGUACUCCUUCGAGUUCCCACAGAACUCCCUGGAGGAUGUCUUGCCGCUACAGGACGCCCUGGCUCUGCAGACUCGCUUCCGCGAGGGCUCCGUGGCAGGGGCCAGGUUCGAUCUCUUGUGGUACCUCCAGAAUGGCGCCCAUCUGCUGGCUGGCAGUGGCUUUGCCAAGAAGCACCGCACCACGGUCUUCAAGCCGUUCAAGAUCCAGGAGCUGAUGAUCGAUGCCAUCCUCCAGCCAGGACCGCAGCUCGUCUUCGGCAUCGCACCGCCUGGCACGGGCAAGACCGCCGUCGUGUCUCACAUUCUGAACCUUUUUCCUGUCCAUACGCUUGUCUUCUGCUGCCCAGCUCUGCCUGUGGUGCUCAGCGUGGGCCGUAUCUCCAACACUCUGGGAAUUCCCUAUGCCUUCUGCAAGGGCCGAAGGAUCACCCCGAGCUACUCCUGCGGCCGCGGCCUGGGGACGCACGUGCCCGCACUACUGCCGGUCAAACAGCCGAUCUUCGGCUGGGGGACUCAGGUCGUCAAGCUCAAUCUCGAGCGGAAGAAGAAGCGGCUCGCAGAGAAGAAGAGGAAGCGCCUCCUGGCAGCCCAGGGAGCGGCGCUGUGCCGUACAGAUCGUCGGAUUCGGUCCAUCACUAUCACCAUCACCACAGUCAUCAUCGUCGUCAUCAUCAUCAUCAUCGUCGUCGUCGUCAUCAUCAUCAUCACCACCAGAGGUACAGGCUAA